Trypanosoma conorhini is the source of this 825-nucleotide messenger RNA. RefSeq lists its product as uncharacterized. The record is from RefSeq and is a predicted model, not a curated record. NCBI's taxonomy places the organism in Eukaryota, Euglenozoa, Kinetoplastea, Trypanosomatida, Trypanosomatidae. The annotation marks the transcript as partial. The transcript has a single exon.
GUUGCCCUGCGCAAGGAACUGGGGCUUGUCAAGCAGGACACUGAGCGGAUGAGGCGGCAGCUUGCUGCUAUCGAUGAGCUGGUGGCGAAGUACGAUCCGGCUGUCGAGCGAGACCUCGACUCUGCUGAGGAGGAGGCCCAGCGGUCCAGCGUGCAGCAGCUUUGGAAGAGCGCGUGCCAGCAAGAACCCAACGAGAGCCUCGAGGAUGGGUCUUCCUGGAUAAAGCCGGACCUUGCGGAGUUGCCUCAGCGUGUAAAGGCUGCGAGGGAUAAGUUUCGUGCGGCAGAUACUGCCGGCGCCGAGCUUUACAGGGUACAGGAAGAAAAGAUCAACAACAACACGGACGGGCGCGAAAAUGCCAAGGCAAAAUUGCGUGAGAGCGUUGAGGCGGAGAUGGCGAAGCUUGUUGAAACUCGCUCCCGACUGAAGCAGCUGAAUGAUGACCAGCGGUACCACUUCCGUCGUGGCACACAUGUGAAGGAGCGACUGGUGUCCUCGCAGAGGGGGCGGGAUGCGUUGAGGGGCCGUGUGUACAAUGAUGAGGCAAAGCAGUUUGGAGAGUUCUUGGCGCUGGAGGACGAGCUGAAGGAGCUGACGGAAUGGGUGAAAAACGCCAAGCGUGAGCUUGAGGAUAACAAGCGCAGCUAUGCAAAGGAGCAGCGUGAGCUACAGGAACAGCUGCAGGUGGUUGAAGACAACGGCAAGGAGGCACGCGAGUUACGCGAGCGCUUUGAGCGUGAGAAUGAGGAGCUAAAGAGCCUCAAGCAGGACCUUCAACAGGUGCUGAUCUACGCCCGCGUCCACCACCGCGAGGAGUUUGCUUGA